Molecule: messenger RNA, 4413 nt
Organism: Metopolophium dirhodum (rose-grain aphid)
Lineage: Eukaryota; Metazoa; Arthropoda; Insecta; Hemiptera; Aphididae
Product: PHD finger protein 14
Exons: 19
Coding region: 360-2825 (821 amino acids)
Biological process (GO): regulation of transcription by RNA polymerase II
Source: RefSeq, a predicted model, not a curated record
UUCGGCCAUUUUGUAGGCUUCAAAUACAUUUCCAAGUUGUCUAUGUAGUAUUUUUAUAUAUCUGUGGUGUUAACAAUUAAUACGGGAAAUUAGAUGGGCAUCGUAUUAAUUUGUUUACACCAUAGAUAAAAGUAUAGUUUACAUUAUACUACUAUAGACGUAUAUCAUAAAUAUCUUUAUAAUUAUAAUUAUAUAUAUAGUUUAUAAUAUUAUGUCUGACGCCUAUGGUUUACACGGACAAGUCACAAGAUGAUUUCAUUCGCCAUUCUUAUUUCUCAUACACUUGUGUGUAUCAAUCUUUUAAAUCUAUAGCUGAAUAAACAUUGAAUAUUGAGGAAUAUAAGGACGGAAAACUGAAAAUGGAACGUGAUCCUAAUAAAAGAAGAGUCAAACCUCCUGCUAACCCAGAAUUGGUACAUUUAGAUGAUAUAGAUGGUGAAAGUUCAUCUGAUAGUGAUUUCCGUAUUGAAGAUCACUAUGUUAAUAGUGAAUCAGAUUCUGAUAGAGCUUCAAAUUUCACUUUUACUGAUGAUGAUGGUAAUCAAGAAGAAGCUGAAAAAGAUGAUGAUGAUGAUAUUAGAUGUAAUGAUAGUAAUAUGACUACUGAUGUCACUGAUAUUGUGACACCCAAUCAAGAUAAUUCUAGAAAAGUGAAUUUAAGAGAAAUAGUGAAUAAUAUUCAUAUUUGUAGUAUUUGCCUAGGCGAUGCAAGUGAUGACGUAAAUGAAUUAAUAGAUUGUGAUGAAUGCGGUAUAUCAGUUCAUGAAGGUUGUUAUGGGGUUCAUGAUUCCGGAAGUGUAAGUUCAUCUGUUUCAUCCUGUUCUAUGGAACCAUGGUUUUGUGAAGCUUGUAAAGCAGGCAUAGAAAAUCCUACUUGUGAAUUAUGUCCUAAUUUUGGUGGAAUAUUUAAGGAGACAGAUUGUGGAAAAUGGGUACAUUUAGUAUGUGCGUUAUAUGUCCCUGGUAUAACUUUUGGCGAAGUCACAAGUCUCAGUAAAGUUAUGUUAUUUGCAAAUACUACACCUCGAUGGGGUAAUAAAAGAUGUACUUUGUGUAAAGAUAUGAGAUUUAGUUACACUGGUGUGACUAUUGCAUGUGAUGCUGGGAUGUGCCGAUCAAAUUUUCAUGUUACUUGUGCUCAACAAGAAGGUAGUUUAUCAGAGGCAACAAGUCCGGAAACUGACCAAACUGAUCCAUUUUAUGCUCACUGCAAGUUACAUGUUGACAAACUGGUAGCAAAGAAAAGGAAAAGAAAUUGGGAAAUACUACAAUUACGAACAAAACAAAUGAAAUUAUUGCGUGAACAACAGUCUUCUGAAAAAUCAGCUACAUGGCAACGUAAUCAGCGAAGGCUUGAAAAAUUACGAUCUAAGUAUUACGAAAUGAAAAAAAUCAGUAUAACAGAGUCAACAUUCAAAUCAAAAGUGCCUCGUCCAAUUACAACAUCAGCUUCAGCAUGUCGAGCCCUUUGGCUAAAAGGCGGUUUAAUGGGUGUAAAUAUGGCUUCCUGUGAAGCUAUUGAAGGACAAAUAAAGGCAUUACGUGAUGUACCAAAAAAAUGGAAUGUACCUACAACAUUUAGUUUGGAAUUUGUAAGUUAUUUCAUGGAUAGAAAUUUAAGAUUGACAGAUUUGAAAAAUCAGCUACAACAUUUCACCGACCAAAACAACAAACUCCAUGAUGAACUAAUAGUUAUACAAAAAACAUACGAUCAAGAGUCCAAAAACAAUGAAAUUCAAAAACAAAAACAUUUAGGACUCAAAAAUAUUAUUACAGCCUACCAUAACGUCAUUAAACUUUGCAAUCCUAAUGCUAAUAUUUUAGAUGUAGAUAUACUUACUAGAGAAGUUCCAAACGAUCAUAAUUCUUUUAUAAUAAACAGUUCAACUCCUACUCCUGCCGUCUUAAAAUCAGGUAUUGGAAUCUCAAUCAGAAAUAAUGAUAAUUUAGAAAUUACAGAUAAUGUGGCACCAUUAGGUUUGUACAAUAAAUGUGGUAUUUGCGGUCGUACAAAUGAUCAACAUUUGCUGGCAAAAUGUGACACAUGCUAUUUAUACUAUCAUUUGGGUUGUUUAAAUCCACCGUUGACUAGAAUGCCUAAGAAAACAAAACUAUUUGGAUGGCAAUGCAGUGAGUGUGAUAAUAGUAAUUCUAACUCUGAACCAGAAACAGUUGAUCCAAAUGCUCCUAGAAAAUUAAGAUAUGGUGGAAGAGAGCGAUCUGUAUCAGACAGUCAUAGAUCUUCAUCUAUUGCUAAUGAUUUACAGGAUAUAAAUAGUCUUACAGAACAGCAUAAAAUGCCUGGAGGAUCAAAGAAAAAAAAACAUGAACGGCACAGGGAAAGAUAUUCUCCAGAAAUAAUAACAAAACGAGUUAAAUCUCGCAAACGCAAACACAAGCAUCACAGAGAUAAUAAUAUUUCAGGAUUGGAACCAGCUAAUGAUUAUUUAGUUAAUGAAGCACCCCGGCAAGGAAUUAAGCUAUUUAUUAAAUCUGUACCAAGUGCUAGUGGAGUUAAGACAACAUCUUCACAAUUACUUAUUGCAUCACCAGUAGAUGAAACACCUCAGAUAUCUACAAAACUUAAACCAGAAAAGAGUGUUGCACCACUCAGAAUAACCACAACAUUAACAGAUAUUAAAUUAACUCCUAAAUGUAACACUUGUCAAACAACUGGAACAAGCAUUACAAUGGUUCAGUGUGAUGAAUGCAGUAAAAAUUUUCAUUUUUGUUGUCUUGAUCCUCCAGUGAAAAAAUCACCAAAAGUACGUGGGUACUCAUGGCACUGUGCUGAAUGUGAUCCAACGGACAGUGACUCUUCUUAAAAAUAUUUGGAAGCACAAAUCUUCUACAUUGUUAACUACCAAUGAUUUCAAUGAUUAUUUGUAUUCAAAAUGGUUUUAAAAUAUUUCUUACUAUUGUAUUUUAAAGUUCAAUUCCUCAUAAUGUAUUAAUAUUAUAUAAAUAAUAUAUAAAAAUAUCAUAAUUUUUUUUUGAUUCAAGUUCAUUUGAGUAUCUAAAGGUAAUACUCAUAUGUUAUUAGUGUACAACAUUACUAUGUAUUUCAAUUUUAGAUUUUUCAAAUAAAACAAAUUAACUAAGUAUGAAAUGUGAAGUACUUUUUCUACUUCAUAAAUUCCAUCAUUAAUUUUAAGAAUACAGAUAUUUUUUGUAUUCUAGAAUAUACAUUAUACUUAUUAUGAGAAACUAUUAAUUUCUUUUUUAAAAUAUGGUUACAUGUAUACAUGACGAUGUAAAUUAGCCAUGUUCCUAUUUAUAGUGGCAUAGACUAUGUACUUUUUGAACCACCUAAAAUGUUGUGUGGGUGGGUAUGUAAAAAUAUUUAUUCAGGAUAAUUAAUACUAUUGUCUAUUACUAUAAUAGUUAGAGAAUAGGUACUUACGUAGUUACCUAGAUAUUAACAGGUUGAUAUUUACAUGAAUAUAUUUAUAAUUUUAAAUAGUGAGUUUCUUGUGGGUGAUAUUGAUGUAAGUUCAUAGUCAGGUUAUAGAUGAAUUUGCCAGCACUAAAUAGGUAUUAUCAAAAUGUAACAUAAUAUUGGGUCAACUUUAUUUAUUUAAAAUUAAUGACAGUUGAUUUUGAUUUAUGAUUUAUAUUCUGUUUUUUAACUGUUUUAAUAAUAUUUUGUGUUAAUAUAAAUAAUAAAGAGUGUACAAUUAGUAAUUUUGCCAUAUUAUAUGCUUUAUGAUAUUGGGGGACAGAGUAGCCGAGCGGACUAAGGAGCCGGUUGUGACGCACACCGACGCUGGUUCAAACCUUGAUCCACGGGUGGCAUUUUUCUUCGGGCAAGUCACGGUGUCUGGAGAGAAAUGCUGCCAUCCCCAACCCGGGCAUCACCAAAAACUCAAAUCUGCCAAAAACUACACACACGUGUUACACCACCUACAGUUCCCUCCCCUACAAACAAAAACAAACAGCUAUUGGCCAGAGUUGUCGGGCUUCACGAUCAAUAAAAAAAAAUAAAAAAAAUACUUAAUGAUAGAACCAAUAUACUUUAUUACCAUUAUUAGCCAUUAGGUUCAUAACCUAUUUACAUUUUUGUGAAAAUUAUAUAUAUUUGGUAUGGUAAAGCACAGAGGCAGAUGGGCCUAAAAAGAACAAUUUAUGAAAUUAUUUCAUGGAUUACGAGUUGUUGAUCAGACUGACGUAUUUAUGUGUAAUUUUUAUUGUUUAUAUUAUAUUCAUUUAAAUGUGUUAAUCAAAAUGAGCGAUGGAAGAAAACGUUAAAGUGGUGUUCUGCUUAUAUAGAAAUUAGAAAAAGAACAAAACAUUAUUUCAAAAACCGGAAAAUUGACUCCUUUUUUGAUAAUCCACGUCCAUCAAACUCCAAUUUGCCAAGUGAAACAGAGUCCAAAUAUGAUACGUUUUCAAAUGAGCCGAGUAAUAACUAUA